CCAUGGGCAACGACGGUGGUUCCAUUCCGACACGCCGCGAACUUGUUAAAUCAGCAGCUCGGACACCAACAGUAAGCGAACUCAAGGCGACUGCCCUUGAAAAUCUCAGUCAUGCCUGGGCGCACGACCCUCUGACAUCGGAGCCCCUCGAUAUGGAAAAUGUGGUGUCUGAUUGGCGCGGGCGCCUCUACAAUUACGAGUCGAUCCUCAAGGGACUGAUGCCAAGCGGCGAAGACAACAACACCCCAACGCGCGUGGAUGGUGAGUCGUCGGAAGUGACGUUUACGUCGACGGGCAUCAAAUCACUGCGUGACGUGGUCAAGCUCAAGUUCAAGCGAUAUGCGUCGCCUGGAGCAAAAGAUCGAGAGGUUUGGGCUUGUCCAGUAUCGCUCAAAGAACUGGGGCCUUCGACAAGGGCUGUGUACCUGGUCCCGUGCGGACAUGUAUUCGCUGAGGUGGCCAUCAAGCAAAUCCAAGAAGACCUCUGCCCGGAAUGUAGCGAGAAGUUCCAGGCUGGAGACAUCAUCCCGAUAUUGCCGACUGAGAAGGCGGAUCUUGAGUUCCUCGCGACUCGGAUAAGCAAUCUCAAAGCCGCAGGGCUCACACACAGCUUGAAGAAGGAUAAGAGCAAUGGGAAGAAGAAGCGCAAGGCAGAAGGCCUAAACGGGGGUGCAGAGAACGAGACAGAAAGGCGGAAAGAGUCUCAAGAAAACGGGUCGACGGCCGCGUCAGCCUCGAAACUUGACACUAGCAGCCGAGUGAGUGGCAUCAACAAUGCGAUGACAGCGUCGCUCACCGCGAAGGUUUUGGCAGAGCAGGAGGAGCGAAACAAACGACGUAAACUGGCUGCGGAGAUGAAAUGAGUGUCGAGGAUUGGCCUUCUCUG
Messenger RNA from Thermothelomyces thermophilus ATCC 42464, 886 nucleotides. RefSeq lists its product as uncharacterized. Lineage: Eukaryota; Fungi; Ascomycota; Sordariomycetes; Sordariales; Chaetomiaceae. Gene Ontology annotation, cellular component: nucleus. The annotation marks the transcript as partial. The record is from RefSeq and is a predicted model, not a curated record. Gene Ontology annotation, biological process: site-specific DNA replication termination at RTS1 barrier; mitotic DNA replication termination. The transcript has a single exon.